CGAAGCGCGCCUUGUCGAUGACGUCAUAAACAUACGACGAGAUUUACUUUUCUCACUGCCGACCCGAGCUUGUCAUUCGCGAAGAUUCAUAUGUCCGCUUUAUGACAAGCGUUGUCAAGUUGUAGCGCUUUUAAAAAGGCUUGUCGAAUUAUUAAGAACACUUGACCGGAGUGCCUGCGAGUGGUUUGCAGAGUAAGACUGCCGACGGGAAACAUGAAUUACGCUCGAUUCCUCACGGCUGUCAGUGCUGCGAGGAAGCCGUCGCCGAUCAGAAUGCUGACGGAGCUGCAGCAGCGCUCGCCGCCAUCGCUGAUAUCACUGGCCGCGGGGGCGCCCAACCCCGACACCUUCCCCUUCGAGUCGGCCGUCAUCAAGGUCAAGGAUGGCCCGGAGGUCUCCUUCGACCAGGUGGCCAUGAAAAGGGCCCUGCAGUACUCCGCCUCCAAUGGAAUCCCCGAACUGCUGACGUGGAUGAAGGAGCUGCAGAAGAGGCUCCACGACCCACCGACGGCCGCCCGCGGUCGCGAGGACGGACAGAUGGACGUGUGUGUGACCACGGGGAGCCAGGAGGGACUCUGCAAGGUGAUGGAGAUGCUGGUCAGCCCGGGAGAUGACGUGCUGCUGGACUCGCCCACCUACCCCGGAACGCUGGCGGCGCUCCAGCCGCUGGGCUGCAACAUCGUCGCCGUCGCCAGCGACCGGCACGGCAUGAUUCCGGCGGCCCUCGAGGAGGUCUUGUCCCGUUGGGACCCGUCGGACUCUCGCAGGCCCAAGGUCCUCUACACCAUCCCCAACGGGGGGAACCCCAGCGGGGCAUCGUUGACCGCGAGCAGGAAGAAGGAAAUCUACCAGCUGGCGAGGUUGUACGACCUUCUGAUCGUGGAGGACGACCCCUACUACUUCCUGCAGUUCCACAAGCCUUGGGCCCCCACCUUCCUCUCCAUGGACGUGGACGGCCGCAUCGUCAGGAUGGACUCCUUCUCCAAGAUCCUGUCUUCGGGCUUGAGGAUCGGCUUUGUGACGGGGCCCAAGCCGCUGGUGGAGCGGGUGGUGCUGCACAUCCAGGCCUCCACCAUGCACACCAGCACCUUCACGCAGCUCAUGGUGUCGCAGCUCUUGCACCACUGGGGCCAAGACGGCUUUCUUCGGCACAUCGACGGGGUGAUCGAAUUCUACAGAAAGCAGCGGGACGCCAUGAUGAGCUCCGCCGACAAGUGGCUCACAGGUUUGGCCAAAUGGCACGCGCCCUCGGCGGGGAUGUUUCUGUGGCUGGAGCUGACGGGCGUCCGUGACACCCGCCGGCUCAUCAUGGAGAAAGCCUUGGAGAAGGAGGUGCUGCUGGUCCCGGGUGCCGUGUUCUCCAUCGACAGCAGCGAGCCGUCGUCUCACGUCAGGGCGGCGUUUUCGCUGUCCACGCCCGAGCAGAUGGAUGAAGCCUUCAGACGCCUCGCCGAUCUCAUCAGAGAGGGCUUGUGAUUUGGGAUGCGCAAUUUGGGGACAUCAACCAAUCGCAACAUUGCAAUUGCGAUUUCAUAGGCAAUUAUUUUUUUUCUCCAAGAUCCUCUUAUUUCCCCCCCCCCCAACAAACAAGCAAUGAAAAUAAUGUCAGACAUACGCAAAUGGAUCUUUUUACAGAUUUGGUUUCUGAUCAGAUGAAGGCUUAUAUUUAUUGACCUCAAGCACAGCUGUCAAGUUACUUGAGUGGGGGGGGGGGGCCUCAGGAAUUCAACCAAGCCGUCUAGAAAUGAAUGUUGAUGAAAUAUACUCGGGCGACAAAUA
Molecule: messenger RNA, 1779 nt
Organism: Hippocampus zosterae (dwarf seahorse)
Lineage: Eukaryota; Metazoa; Chordata; Actinopteri; Syngnathiformes; Syngnathidae
Gene: aadat
Product: aminoadipate aminotransferase
Exons: 11
Coding region: 214-1476 (420 amino acids)
Biological process (GO): biosynthetic process
Molecular function (GO): L-kynurenine:2-oxoglutarate transaminase activity; pyridoxal phosphate binding
Source: RefSeq, a predicted model, not a curated record